This is a messenger RNA of Octodon degus (degu), 2153 nucleotides long. It is a transcript of the gene Hmgcs2, whose product is annotated as 3-hydroxy-3-methylglutaryl-CoA synthase 2. Gene Ontology annotation, biological process: acetyl-CoA metabolic process. NCBI's taxonomy places the organism in Eukaryota, Metazoa, Chordata, Mammalia, Rodentia, Octodontidae. The coding region runs from base 67 to 1593 and encodes 508 amino acids. The transcript has 10 exons. Gene Ontology annotation, cellular component: mitochondrion. The record is from RefSeq and is a predicted model, not a curated record. Gene Ontology annotation, molecular function: hydroxymethylglutaryl-CoA synthase activity.
ACCAGGAAUUGUUGGGCAUCUCUGCACAGGGCUGUGAACUGCUAGCUUUCUGCUUGCUCCCUAGACAUGCAUCGGCUGUUGACUCCCGUGAGGCAGGCUCUGCAAGCCAAGAGGGUGAUUCAGGAGGCCUCCCUCGCUGCUGUGCGCCUGCUCCCUGCAGCCCACCAAAGGCUUUCUACGGUCUCUGCUGCCCCCCUGGCCAAAACAGACUCUUGGCCAAAAGACGUGGGCAUCCUUGAGUUGGAGGUCUACUUCCCAGCCCAAUAUGUAGACCAAACUGACCUGGAGAAAUACAACAACGUGGAAGCAGGAAAGUACACAGUGGGCUUGGGGCAGACCCAGAUGGGCUUCUGCUCCGUCCAGGAGGACAUCAACUCCCUGUGCCUCACGGUGGUGCAGCGGCUGAUGGAGCGCACCAAGCUGCCGUGGGACUCUGUGGGCCGACUGGAAGUGGGCACCGAGACCAUCAUCGACAAGUCCAAAGCUGUCAAAACGGUGCUCAUGGAGCUCUUCCAGGACUCGGGCAACACCGACAUUGAGGGCAUAGACACCACCAACGCAUGCUAUGGAGGCACUGCUUCCCUCUUCAAUGCGGCCAACUGGAUGGAGUCCAGCUACUGGGAUGGUCGCUAUGCACUGGUGGUCUGUGGAGACAUUGCAGUGUACCCCAAUGGUAACGCGCGCCCCACAGGGGGCGCUGGAGCUGUGGCCAUGCUGAUUGGGCCAAAUGCCCCACUAGCUCUGGAGCAAGGACUUAGAGGAACCCACAUGGAGAAUGCCUAUGACUUCUACAAACCGAAUUUGGCCUCCGAGUACCCGUUGGUGGAUGGCAAGCUCUCCAUUCAGUGUUACCUGCGGGCCUUGGAUAGAUGCUACGCAUCAUACCGCCGAAAAAUCCAGAAUCAGUGGAAGCAAGAUGGCAUCGACCGGCCUUUCACCCUUGAUGAUAUACAGUAUAUGAUCUUUCACACACCCUUUUGCAAGAUGGUUCAGAAAUCUCUGGCACGCCUGGUGCUCAGUGACUUCCUGUCAUCCAGCAGUGACACACAGAACAACUCGUAUAAGGACCUGGAGGCCUUCAGGAACCUAAAGCUGGAAGAAACCUACACCAACAAGGACGUGGACAAAGCCCUUCUGAAAGCCUCCCUGGACAUGUUCAACAAGAAGACCAGGGCCUCCCUCUACCUCUCCACGCACAACGGGAACAUGUACACCUCGUCCCUGUACGGCUGUCUGGCCUCGUUGCUGGCACAUCACUCUGCUCAAGACUUGGCUGGCUCCAGGAUCGGUGCCUUCUCCUAUGGCUCUGGCUUAGCAGCAAGUUUGUUUUCAUUCCGAGUGUCCAAGGAUGCUUCGCCUGGGUCCCCACUGGAGAAGCUGGUAUCUAGCGUAUCAGACCUGCCAAAGCGUCUGGCCUCCCGGAAGCGUAUGUCUCCUGAAGAAUUCACAGAAGUAAUGAACCAAAGAGAGCAAUUCUACCACAAGGCAAACUUCUCACCACCUGGUGACACAAACAACCUCUUCCCGGGUACUUGGUACCUGGAGCGAGUAGAUGAAAUGCAUCGCCGAAAGUAUGCCCGGCGUCCCAUCUAAACGUGAUGCAUAGAGCGGGUCCUGUGGAAGAGCAGUAGCACAACCUCUGUCCCUGGAUCAUGUUUAAAACACUGUCGUUGGCUGGUAAAAUGAAUAUGGCCCUACCCAGUAGCCCUCACGAACACUGGCCCCGAAGAUGAAGAUGAGGACUUAUGCUACCUGAAGAAAGAAAACCAACAACGCCCUUCUGAAUAAUGGCUGAAACUCCUCUGAAGAAAAGCAGCGUCACCAAAGAUCAGCUGAAAUCCCUCAUGCCAGUUCUCCUUUGCAUACUGCUUGGACACUGUCCUUGAGGUGGACUUUCCACACCCAGAACCAUGCUGAGCUGGGGGUUCCCACUCGGAAUGACAAUUGAUCCGAGUCCACCCCCUGGCCACUUGAUAAUGAGACAGAUGUUUUUAAACUAGUCUCCAGUAGUAGAUCUGUAAAGAGUUAACAUGUUUUGGCCUAUUUGGAUUCACAUUAAUGUAACAAAAACUUAUUUCUACACCAGAAGCAAAUAUUCAAAGUGUUCUCAGAAUUCAAAAUUAAAACUACAGCAUUUUGACUAAACAACCUGA